Neospora caninum is the source of this 924-nucleotide messenger RNA. RefSeq lists its product as hypothetical. Bases 1 to 924 code for a protein of 307 amino acids. The transcript has a single exon. The record is from RefSeq and is a predicted model, not a curated record. Lineage: Eukaryota; Apicomplexa; Conoidasida; Eucoccidiorida; Sarcocystidae.
AUGGAGGUAGGAAUUUUACGUUAUGUAGGGCGCCUGACGGUCUUACUGGGCCUUGUCGCUUGUCUGAUCGGUACCGUUCCUCAACGCGGCUCCUGCGAUGUUUUUGGUGCCUCAUUGCGAGGCCGCAACGCGCUGGCUUCUUUGUUUUGGAGAGUCCGAAAUGCGCCGUUUGCAGAAAGUGUCGUCGCAAAGUAUAGCGUCUUCACGUCAGACGACACAGAGGCGCUCACCUCGUUAGUCGAGAAGGUAAACAUGCUGGGUAUUGGGAUUCAGUUUUUUUGCGAGUAUAUAUCGUCCCUCAACAAAUCUCAACGCGCCUAUGUGUGGGGAGUCGCCGAGAGCACCGACGCAGCACAAAGCUUUGUCAACAAAUACUACAAGGCUCAAGACUUGGUUGGCAAAGGCAUGGCUUCUGGAGAUAUUCUCUACCGCAUUCAGUAUGUGCUGAACGGGUAUACAGCUCUGCCCGUUUUGGAGGGCUACUCCAGGUUUAUGGCCGACCAGUUCAGCAACUUUAGAAAGGGCUUUCUUAUUUUUUGUAGUGAUGUGUCCGAUGCUCUGCUGAAGCAUGAAACGCGGCGUUUAUAUCGGAUUUUUAGAGACGGCCUUCCACUCCUGACAACAUGCCUCAAGACACUCCUUACACUGUCAACUCGGACGACGGACCGGGAGGUUCGCGAAGCCAGAGUGAUAGUGGCUAGAGGGAUUGAUAAGCUCUUCCAGCUUGAUAGUACGCUGCUUGCUCUUUCCCCUAAUGCGCCACGAGAACUUACUGAAGCACGCCGUACUCUCAUGGCGCAUGGACUGCGAUAUGCCACGGACGCGCGACAGGGGAGUGGGACUGUGAGCGGUGUACCGUCGUCAGGACGUGUGAAUGACAGCGAAGGUACCGCGGACGCAGUAGUUGGUGACAUGGCGAGCUAA